AUGUCUGUUCUCAUGAGCCCCAACACUCUGGCCAAAAAGACCGAACGCUCUCAUGAAGAGAACCAAGAACGCGCCUACAUUGCCGCCUCUCGCCGUCAGGACCGCAGCAUCGAAGCCCGCGUCCAGUCGGCGCGCAUGGCGGGCGAGAUCCAUUUCAAGCGCACGGGCAAGAAGUUCCACAUCACGGAGGAGAUCGUCCUGAAGGAGGACAUGUACGAGGAGGAGGACGACGACCUGGCUCGCUCGUACCAGCUCCGCCGCCGGCUGGAUUCCGCCAUGCAGACCGAGUCCCCCGAGUUCAACGCCCGCAUCGAGGCCUGGAUGAACAACCGGCUCGCCAUGUCGCAGUACAUGCAGCGCACAAACGCCGAGUGGAACGACAACCACAUCAACCGCCUGUUCGCCCAGUCCUUCCCCAACGUCAGCAAGCAGGCCAGCCAGGUGUCGCGGCGCAUGAGCAUGACCGAUUCGGGCUACGCCGACUCCCAGUCACCCCAUUCCCCCCACUCGCCCGUCCAGAAGGAUGACAUGAUGACUGCCACCUCCGCCACCUCCUGCUCUACCACUCCCGUCCCUGUCCCCGCUCUUGCUCCCCCCCACGAGCAGCAGCAGCAGCAGCAGCAGCACCGGCGGUACCCUCUAUCCGUCUCCGUCUCCCCCACCACCGCCUCCUUCAACCUCUCCCCUGGAAACAGUAGCGAAGAUGCCUUCAUGGAUGAUGCGACCCCUGCCGCUGUCCCCCGCAACCUCUCCGCACCCGCACCCGCACCCGCACCCGCACCGGCUCCCGCUCCCGCUCACACGGGCCAGGCUCCGUCUUCGGCCUUUGCCCAGGAGCUCCCCAACGAGCUCAAGCAGAUCAUGAUGCCUACCAUGGAUGCCACUGCAACGACAGUGGACGAGACCGCCUUCACUGAUCCCAUGUACGACUACAACUCUGCGUCGUGGGCCGGUCAGCUGGAUCCGACCAGCACCACCUUCUUCCCGGACGCCACUACUGCCGGCCUCGGUCCCAACGACGUGCCGUUUGGUAGUUUCGACGGCCAUGCACCCGCCGUCGCCGGUGGUGGAUACAUGGAUCCUUCUGCUUCUUCCAUGCCCUCGCAACAUUACGAUGAGCCCAACUGGGGCUCAUUCCUGAACGACAAUGCUUGGAACUGUGACAUGUGA
Messenger RNA from Geosmithia morbida, 1170 nucleotides. RefSeq lists its product as uncharacterized. Lineage: Eukaryota; Fungi; Ascomycota; Sordariomycetes; Hypocreales; Bionectriaceae. The coding region runs from base 1 to 1170 and encodes 389 amino acids. The transcript has 2 exons. The record is from RefSeq and is a predicted model, not a curated record.